AGGUGGAACGGGAGAGUUCGAGCGAAACGCUGGCGAAUAAGAAGCGAACUUCUAGCCUACACGCCCCUUUUCGUUACUUCACAGCUCUGUUAUCCGUUUAGGAAGCAUUCCUGCCACAAAACUCCUAAGAAUGCAGCGCUGAGGUUGAUAAUGUUUAAUCUGUAAACAGUAAAAGGCGCUUUAGCUACAGCGCUCUCUCCCUCUGUCUCUCUCUCUCUCCCUCUCUCUCUCUCUGUUUCAGCAAUGGCGAGUGCAGCAGCAGCAGCAGCAGCAGCUCCAGCGCGCUCCGCAGCAGCCGCGCGCGCGCCACGUCUCGAGGGUGAAGAGGAGGACCUCACAUGCAAUGAUGUGUCCAACAGCAUCCCCAGUUUUAAGGCUGCAGACACAGUGGUCCAGCUGACUGAGACUCAAAAGCCCAAACCAAAGUUGGAGGGGCUGCAGUUUGGCACCGUGUUCACUGACCACAUGCUGGUCAUUGAGUGGAGCAGCGAAGGAGGAUGGGGAAAACCUCACAUUCAGCCCUUUGGAAACCUGAGCGUCCAUCCUGCCUGCUCGGCCCUGCACUACGCUGUGCAGCUGUUUGAAGGCUUGAAGGCGUACCGGGGACAGGACAACAGAGUGCGCCUCUUUAGGCCCAUGCUGAACAUGAAGCGCAUGCUGAAGUCUGCUCGCCGAGCCUGUCUACCUGGUUUUGAUGGUGCUGAGUUACUGGAGUGCAUCAGGAAGCUGUUAGAAGUGGAUCAGGAGUGGGUUCCUCAGUCUGAUUCCGCUAGUCUUUAUAUUCGCCCCACUUAUGUGGGGAACGAGCCGUCACUAGGUGUGAAGAAGCCCUCGUGCGCUUUGCUGUUUGUGAUCCUCAGUCCUGUCGGCUCAUACUUCAGCACAGGAACCAAACCUGUGUCCCUGUGGGCCGACUCCAAAUACAUCAGGGCCUGGAGAGGAGGAACAGGAGACUGCAAAAUGGGAGGGAACUAUGGUGCUUCUAUUUAUGCCCAGUAUGAGGCAGUGGAUUACGGAUGCCAGCAAGUGCUGUGGCUGUACGGGGAUGACCAUCAAAUCACGGAGGUCGGCACAAUGAACCUGUUUCUUUACUGGGUCAAUGAGGAAGGAGAGGAAGAACUUGCUACACCUCCUCUGGAUGGGAUCAUACUACCGGGCAUUACACGGCAGAGCAUCCUGGAGCUUGCACGCAAAUGGGGGGAAUUUAAAGUGUCAGAGCGGUACUUGACCAUGGCUGAUCUGCGCCUGGCUCUGAAGGAGAACCGGUUGAAGGAGAUGUUUGGCUCAGGGACAGCAUGUGUGGUCAGUCCGGUGGGCAGGGUGCUGUACCAGGGAGAGAACCUUGAAAUUCCCUGUGAGGUUAACUGCUCAACGCUUGUCUCUAGACUGCAAAAGGAGCUCACGGACAUCCAGUAUGGGCGGACUCCAAGCGACUGGGCCAUCCUUGUGUAGACGAGCCUUGAUGUUUUAGAGACUCGAUGAACCAACAUAGACUAAUGCGCACGUACACAUACACACAAGCACACUUUAUCACGUACACACAUGUGCCCAGUCUAAAUCUCCAGUCCUCUCCAGACCUGCUGACAUGCAGACUUAUUGUGCCCAUAUAUAAUGUUUUAGACCAGUGGUUCCCAAACCUUUUACAGUCCCAUACGCCCUCAGACAUUAAACCUUCUGCUGCGUACCCUCUCUUGCUCUUCACACAUACACGUGUGAAUAUUGCCAUGACGCAUAUGUGAGAUAUUUAGCCUUGUAAAAUCAUUCCAGCUUAAAAUGAUUAUAAUGCAAUGACACAUCACACCAGAUAUACUGAAUAAUACUCAGUAAAAAAAAUGUUAGGCCUCUAAUGUAGACUUGGGCCCAAUCCCAUUUCACCUCUUGCCCCUGCCACUUAGCCCUUAGCCCUCUGUUUUGCACGUUCACAUUUAGGGGUAGGAUGUCCCGAUUUUUGUUGAGAUAGAGGGGUAGGGCGAAGUGUUAGGGCUACAUGACCCUUCAAACUGAGGUUUUUCAAAGACUCACUCCAAACAGAGUGCAAGAUGGUUGUGCAAGUAGAAUGCUGAUGUCUCGGUAGCUAGCUAGAUAAAUUUCCCGUUUCACCUUAAAUGGUACAGUAGUUACGCCUGAACAUAACUGCUGCUGCAUUUAAGGCGGAACGAGAAAAUUCAAACAAGAAGCUGGCGAAUAGCCGACUUUAGCUUCAUAUCACUGAAGAAUUAGGGGUGGGCGAUAGUAAAUAAUUGUCCCUCUUUGAAGGCAUACGAUUCCCUAAAUGUAACUAAA
This is a messenger RNA of Colossoma macropomum (tambaqui), 2283 nucleotides long. RefSeq names its product branched chain amino-acid transaminase 1, cytosolic (gene bcat1). Bases 244 to 1452 code for a protein of 402 amino acids. NCBI's taxonomy places the organism in Eukaryota, Metazoa, Chordata, Actinopteri, Characiformes, Serrasalmidae. The record is from RefSeq and is a predicted model, not a curated record. Gene Ontology annotation, cellular component: mitochondrion. Gene Ontology annotation, molecular function: branched-chain-amino-acid:2-oxoglutarate transaminase activity. The transcript has 11 exons. Gene Ontology annotation, biological process: L-valine biosynthetic process; L-leucine biosynthetic process.